AAAAAUCAUAACUCAUUAACAAAGAGAGAGGGAAGGAAUGAUGGAGGGGGAUAACCAAGUAAAUGUACAUGGAAUGUGGGCAAGUACAUACUCAAAGAGGGUAGAGUUAGCUCUCAAACUAAAAGGCAUACAUUAUGAGUAUGUAGAGGAAGAUCUUGGAAACAAGAGUGAAGCACUACUUAAGUACAACUCUGCUCACAAAAAGGUGCCUGUUCUUGUUCAUAAUGGCAAGCCUCUUGCUGAAUCUCUCGUCAUACUUGAGUAUAUCGAUGAAGCCUGGCCAAAUCAUUUCCCACGGCUUCUGCCCGAGGAACCGUAUCAACGAGCUAUGGUUAGGUUUUGGGCCAGUUUCCUUCAUAAUCAGCUGGCACAAAGUUUGUUAAAGCUGUUCCAAUGCAAUGGAGAGGCACAGGACAAGGCUCUCGAUGAAUUGCAUGAGAAGAUGACUUUAAUGGAGCAUAGAAUGACCGAUUUCAUCCCAAAAGAUGUUUCUUGCAUCGACAAAGCGAGUUUAGGACUCCUUGACAUCCAGUUGAUCUCGUUAUUUGGAGCUUACAAAGCUCGAGAAGAAGUUAUUGGGAAAAAGAUUUUGGACCCAGAAAAACAUCCCCUAAUAUUUUCAUGGGUGACUUCCCUCAUGAACCUGCCUGUGGUCCAGGAAAGCAUCCCUGACCAUAAGAAACUAGUUGCCCUUAUCCAGAUGUUUAUCAAGGCUAGUUAAUGAAUUGACUUGAUUAUUAAUAUUACAUAUAUUGCAUGUAAUCAAGUGAUUAAUAAUCAUAUUCCUUUGUUUCA
This is a messenger RNA of Beta vulgaris subsp. vulgaris (sugar beet), 795 nucleotides long. Its product is annotated as glutathione S-transferase U10. Bases 38 to 721 code for a protein of 227 amino acids. Gene Ontology annotation, biological process: glutathione metabolic process. Gene Ontology annotation, cellular component: cytoplasm. Lineage: Eukaryota; Viridiplantae; Streptophyta; Magnoliopsida; Caryophyllales; Amaranthaceae. The record is from RefSeq and is a predicted model, not a curated record. The transcript is spliced from 2 exons. Gene Ontology annotation, molecular function: glutathione transferase activity.